Molecule: messenger RNA, 742 nt
Organism: Sebastes umbrosus (honeycomb rockfish)
Lineage: Eukaryota; Metazoa; Chordata; Actinopteri; Perciformes; Sebastidae
Gene: c5h19orf25
Product: chromosome 5 C19orf25 homolog
Exons: 4
Coding region: 277-600 (107 amino acids)
Source: RefSeq, a predicted model, not a curated record
AGAGACACGGGGCGCGCUGCUGUUGACGUCAUAAAGAUGCGACAAGCUUAGUGGAGAGAUCGUGUGAACUCAGCAGGCUGAACGCAGCAGGCUGACUGCAGGCUGACUUGUUGCGUGAGGCGAUACGUUUCCCCCAGGGCACUGAGGAGCUGGGGCUGCAUUAAAUGGUGGAGCUGAGCAGCCGGGCCAACAACUCUGGAUAAAUCACACAUCACUUUCUUCAUCGUAUCUGUGAAGUACAAAUACAAGAUAAAGCGGAGCUGAGUCUGCAGCAGAAUGAAUAUUGGUUCUAAAAGUAAGAAGCGGGUGGUUCUGCCCAGUCGUCCUGAGCCCCCCACUGUGGACCAGAUCCUGGAGGACAUCGACAGAGCCACUCCCAAUGACCAGGUCUUCAGCAUCCUGGAGAAGACUGGACAAGACUCGUCUCGGCCCUCAGACAGCGAUGUGGACCUGAGGUUCCAGCAGUGUCGUCAGUAUCUGGAGCUGAACGAGCGGCUGCAGGAGGCUCGAGGUCGACUGCUGCAACAGAGGGAGGAGCUGCGAGCGGCGGGCGAGCAGCUGCAGAGCGACGUGGCAGACGUCAAAGGUCAAACACUCUGACUCUACACUACCUUCUGUUAGAGACUCUCCUCUUCUUCUCUGUCCAGGACUUUAUAACUGAACGUUGUCAGGAGGCGGUUCAGCUGAAUCAGGUCAAACCUGCCCGAGUGCCCUUGAGCCACACACUGGUGGUGCCUCAGGA